Sporothrix schenckii 1099-18 is the source of this 1800-nucleotide messenger RNA. RefSeq lists its product as uncharacterized. The transcript has a single exon. Bases 1 to 1800 code for a protein of 599 amino acids. The record is from RefSeq and is a predicted model, not a curated record. NCBI's taxonomy places the organism in Eukaryota, Fungi, Ascomycota, Sordariomycetes, Ophiostomatales, Ophiostomataceae.
AUGCCGUCAAAAACAGACACGUUUUGUGACCGGCAACGCCAAACACGAGUGGGAUUGUCCGACCGAGAUAUCCCAACAAACGAUCGCCUUUUCCACGCCCUUCACAAUUGGAUCAUACGCAGAAAUAUUCUCAACCGCGUGAGCUCGGCCGACCAGGCUUCCCUGGCCCUCACGUGUCGGAAUUUAAAAGGAAGCUUAACUGGCGAGGCUGAUGUGCCUACACUACGCUCGACUUUAGCACGACCUGAUUUUUUAGACGUGUUAUCGUCCAUCGCCCGCGACCUACCGGACCACUAUGUGUGUGAGCAAUGCGUACACCUGCAUCGUACAGAGGACAACGAGGGCCAUGCCCGUGAUACAGCACUCGUCGAUCAGGCAUCUAAAAACGAUGCGCUCACCGAGCCCAGUCUUGAACCACCAUGCCACCGUUCGACUCCCCUUUCUCCGCUGGAUGAGCCUCGUUACGACGAGAACCUCCACACUUUCACCGGGGCCUUGUCUUCGGCACGGCGCACGCCCCUUGCUGGACUCGCCCACCGCGAUGUGCAGGUACUCUUGAAGCGCGUCCGUAUGCUUGCAGAGGACGAGACAGAAAAGGACAGACGCGACCAAAUCAGACUCGAGGAAGCUCGCAAGUUCACAGCGGAAACGGUACGGAAAGGCAACAUGUCGAGAGCCACAGGAGGAGCACUUGCACGCAUUUGGUACCGGAUGCCCUGGAACCGCUCCACCAUCGACCAUCAGGUUUCGAUACGUACCAAAGCAUCUUUUAAGGAGCCUUCCCAAGAACAGAAAACCUUUACAGAACAGCCUACAGAACACGCCAGAGCAUCACCAGACGAACAGAUUAAACCAUUCCUGACCACAAAGGCCCGUGACGCGCUGAAGACGAAGGUACGAGCCGCGCUUAAACCGUAUUCAGCCCAACGACGGCUGGUCUCGGCGAACACAGGGAAAGAAGAGGAACCUACAACUAUCCAGUACCGAUUUGUGCCGCGGGUGAUUCUCCAAAGUGGCAGCGACGACGCGGGGCAUCAUCCACACCAGCCACGCUUUCUAUUUCUACUCAAAACGACUGUGAGCCUGAGCUACUUGGAUUUCUACAACGUUCCGUUGUCCAUUUGUCCUCACCAGCUCGUCACACACGAUAAUUGGUCUGUGUGGUACAGAGCAUCGACACGAGACCUGCUGCAUCUGAACCGCCUGGGACACCUUGACAGACAAACGUACGUCGUCGACGCAAUCCACCCGACACACGAGGGCCUGCCGCUUCUCCAAGCACCGUUCCGCUUCGUCGGCGCAGUGAGGUGCGUCUAUGCAGUGAACAAACAUCCCAACGUAUACGAACGCCUGCGACACGGACCACUGCCAGAGAAAAAUAUGGCCGAUACCCUCUACUACACCCCGGCCGACCUCCAUGUUUACCGGCUGCGUGAGGAGAGGAGGAUGAGGCUGGCAGCGAGCCAGGCGCCUCCCCCAACCCAAACAGGAGAGGCCACCCAGCCGAUCGACCGUCUGGUGGCGGAAGGCAGCUGCGCCCGCUGCCCGACGGACUUUUCGGUGCGCGCCAGCGACGCGGGCCUCGAAAUCACCGUGUGGCAGGACUUUGGGCCCGAGGCGCCGGUGACGGACAUGUGGUGGCAGAGCCACAUCCCAGGCCCAGUGCUGCCGACCGAGGCCGCGCGCCGCGAGGCACAGCCGAUGGCGCCCAACACGUGGCAGUUGGGGCCCACGGUCGAGCACGACCCCGGUUCUGUGCGUGUGAUGUUCAAGACGGGCGACGCAGUGGACGGGUUGUGA